GUUACCAGCGGUUAUCAGUCAUUACCAGGUUAUCUACAGAUCUACAGUAAUUGGUGAGGGACGGAAUAUUGGUAUGUAGGAGAUAAUUUAGUUUAGUUUAGUUAGGGGGUAGCAUUUGGAGUGAUGGGUCUGUAGUUUAUCGAUCGAGUGUAAGAAGAAAUCAAAGUGAAGCUCUUUGUUGGAGGAUUUGCUCCCCUUUGGGCGCAUUCGGUGCAAGAGUACGAAAUGUCACUGCGUGCAGUCAUCCAUCGACUGUUGCAGAAUGGUCGUAUACUUCUGCGAACAUAUAAGCUUCAGAAAAAUCCGAAAUACGUGGUGGACGGAGUCAAAUUCAACAUUCUCCCGAACGGAGCAGAAGUAGAAUCCAGUACAUCGGCAGUGCAGUCUGUAUUUCGAAAUGUUGGCUUUCAAGUACAUGCCCAUGCCCGACGACUGUUUGUUGACAACGUCCUUAGAAGAGUCACCAAUUCUCUGGCUGCCGAUUUACGUAAGAGAGCAACUAAAAGAUUAUUAUUCGGCGAUUCUGCACCAUUUUUUGCUUUGGUUGGGGUGAGUUUGGCAUCUGGGACAGGAAUAUUAACCAAGGAUGACGAGCUAGAAGGCAUAUGCUGGGAGAUCAGAGAGGCAGUUUCUCGGAUGCAAUGGAACAUUUCAAAGACUGACUGCAGCGAAAGUGAGAUAAAAGGUGAUGAGGAACCUGUGGGACUCAGAAGCUUAGUUCUGGGACCUCUGAUUGCAAAAGGUUGUAGUGCUGCCGUAUAUGCGGCUCGCAAGAAGCAAGAGUCUGAGAAAACUGAGGCACUUCAAAAUUCAGAAAUGAGCGUUACAGUCGACACAAAUGAGCAAGAAUUGUCAAAUUUCCCAUUGGCUGUUAAGAUGAUGUUCAACUAUGAUGCAGAAUCCAAUGCCAUGUCCAUCCUGCGAGCAAUGUACAGGGAAACUGUCCCAGCAAAAUGCCACUUUACGAACGAGGAACUGAGCUCCUGGGAGAAGAGCCUGGUGGAUCGAAAGAAAACAUUGCCAUCCCAUCCGAACAUUGUGCAGAUGUACUAUGUGUUUGCUGACCGUGUUCCCAUGUUGCCUGGGUCCCUGUCUCUGUAUCCAGAUGCACUUCCUGCUCGUAUCAACCCAGCAGGCUAUGGGAGGAACAUGAGUCUCUUCCUGCUUAUGAAGAGGUAUGACAGUAAUUUGAAGAAGUACAUCCAAGAGAAGCAAUUGGGCAUCCGAGUGAGCACCCUUCUCCUAGCUCAGCUUCUGGAGGGAAUUGCACACAUUAACAUGCAUGGGAUUGCACAUAGGGAUCUCAAAAGUGAUAACAUCCUUUUGGAUUUAUCAGAGGGAGAUGAUACUUGCCCUCUCCUGGCAGUGACUGAUUUUGGGUGCUGUCUAGCUGACAGGGUGCAUGGUUUAUCAUUACCAUACCACUCACCAGAUACUGAGAAAGGCGGCAAUGCUGCACUCAUGGCACCAGAGGUAAUGUGCUCAGAGCCUGGUCCCUUCACCAGAAUUAACUAUUCCAAAUCAGACGCUUGGGCAGCUGGAGCCAUUGCGUAUGAACUGUUUGGUAUGGAAAACCCAUUCUACUCCAGUAGCUCUGAUACCAGGCCACCCCUGAACAACGUGUCCUAUACAGAAGAAGAUUUGCCUCCAUUACCAGAAAGAGUGCCAGUCACUGUUGCCAACCUUAUUCAUAACCUGCUUGUGAGGAACCCAUCCAAGCGCCUUGGUGCAGAAGCUGCUGCCACAGUAUGCCAACUUCUGUUGUGGGCUCCAAGUGCUUGGCUUCACCCAGAUGAACCAUACAUGCCAUCUAGCAAUGAGAUCCUGCAGUGGCUACUUUGUCUAACAACUAAGGUGCUGUGCGAGGGGAGGAAAUUGAGCGCAGCUGUUACUUCCAGCAGCUUUAACACUGAAGGGGUAGGAGAGGGUUGUGUUAGUCCCCCCAGAGGGAUUGGCACUCGGCGCACCCUGCCAGAAUACCAGCUUAUUGCUUCAUUCCUCAUGAGAGUAAAGCUGCGUGAAAUUCGGGCAGCCCUCGACUGGAUUCAUAAUAUGUAAUGCCCUGUUUGCUUACAUUUAGAUUUGCUUCAUAAUCUGUAUAUUCAGUUCUAGUAAUUUUGGGGGAAGUGGCAGAACCAAAUCUUUAGCAUAAGUACACCUAAAAGUUGCUCUCGUGCAACGUGUAUUCAAGAAUCACUUGUAAAUUUCAGACAUGAGUUGCAAAAUAACCAGUUAAAAUUUAAUGCUCUACAUAAUUAUUUUGUCAUAAUUAUCUGUAUAUGACUCAAUAUUUAUUCUACAUUUAUUACUUAUUUAGAUGCUUUUUUUAGGUCAGAAUUUAAUUGAAUUUGUUUGACAUUUUGUUACUGUAACGUGGAAUUAUAUAGCUGCUCUAAGCAUUUUUUGUGUAAUGAGACCUCUUAAUUCUGAGGUAGAAGAGGAAACUUCUACACAAGGCACAAGAAAACGAAAUUGAUUCUAGUUCAUCACAUAACUCUUUGUUCCUGAAUCGUUACAUUAAUGCUAUUUAAAAAGUUUGCCAUAUAUGUAGUAAUUUCUUUUUUGUUGUGUAAUCAUCAAUAUUACAGUAAUGUUGGACUACUUCGUCCUUAUAAGCAACUGUAGACUAGUUUAUAUUGUUAAAUUUCAGGAUACAAUGAGUAUGCCCUUUGAUGUAAGCCAAUUUUGUUUUAAUUGGGUUUCAGCUAAUGGAAACCUUCUGUUAAAACAAUUUUGGAUGUGUUAAUAUCAUAGAAGCUAUGAUAACCGUACUGUUAGCUUCAUUAUAUUUUUACUAGGGAAAUAAAAGCUGUAUAUUUUAUUAUUAAUAUGAUUGUACUAUAGCUGUAGCCCCAAAUUAGACUUAAAUGUGUAACAUACUAAGACUUAACUACAUAACAGUCAGCACACAUUCAAAUAUAUAGUGUAUAUAGUAUAUCUGGCAACCCAUGCUAAUGUUAAGAAAUACAUAUUAAAUUCCAAGUUCAAUAUUUUAUGGAGAUGGUUUGUUGUUUUAAAAUGCUAGUCCUGUAAGUUACUGUCCAAUGCAAAUAAAUAAAAGAUGAGAAAGUCUUA
Molecule: messenger RNA, 3075 nt
Organism: Cryptotermes secundus
Lineage: Eukaryota; Metazoa; Arthropoda; Insecta; Blattodea; Kalotermitidae
Gene: Pink1
Product: serine/threonine-protein kinase PINK1, mitochondrial
Exons: 9
Coding region: 226-2058 (610 amino acids)
Biological process (GO): regulation of apoptotic process; autophagy of mitochondrion; positive regulation of mitochondrial fission
Cellular component (GO): mitochondrion
Molecular function (GO): ATP binding; protein serine/threonine kinase activity
Source: RefSeq, a predicted model, not a curated record